Wyeomyia smithii (pitcher-plant mosquito) is the source of this 6246-nucleotide messenger RNA. RefSeq lists its product as uncharacterized. The transcript has 8 exons. Gene Ontology annotation, biological process: membrane protein ectodomain proteolysis. Lineage: Eukaryota; Metazoa; Arthropoda; Insecta; Diptera; Culicidae. Gene Ontology annotation, molecular function: metalloendopeptidase activity. The record is from RefSeq and is a predicted model, not a curated record. Bases 477 to 5495 code for a protein of 1672 amino acids.
ACGUCAGACGUGGAGAGAAUGCGUUCGAAGAAGGACGUUUCUUUGUUGCUGCUCGGUUGGUUCUAUAGCAUUUUCGGCUUGUCUGUCCUCAACGGCAGAGGGUUGCAUUGUGCGGGGUGUUCUCGUUAUUUUUUUGUGUGCUAAUCAUUCGCGUACGUGAAAGUUCAUAGCCCUCCGAGUAGUAGAGGUCCAAGCGUUUACGGUGCCGCGUCGCGUUACGAAGAAUUCGACACAUUUAGUGAAACCCGUGAGGGUAACAAUCAAGAAGAAAAAGGAAAAGUAGAUAUAUUACCAUGGAAUAAAAUGUGAGUACCUAAGUGAAAGAUUGUGUUUCGUGUGCUGUUUUGCCGUGCAUAAAUAAUUUCAGCUCUUGAAGCGCAAUCAAAUGCAGAUUGUGCCGUAUUGUCAAAACAAACUCAGUUAAAAUGCCGGUGGAUAAAAUAAUUUAGGGCUCGGCAAUCACUCCGUCAAUCCCGAUGAAAACAAAGAAAUCGGUCACCAAUACAACAAGCCGAAGUUGGCAGGAAAAUGAUCAUCACCAUCAUUUGCGUCAUCAGCAUAAUCAUUGGAAUGAUAGCAAUAGCAGCGAGGGAAUCGUAGAAUAUGAUAGCACAAGUGUUAUUGUUGAUAGUAGAGUAGUAAUGACCGGGGUUGUUGAAAAUGGGUUGGGCGGUGCGGUUGGCUACUGCAAGAGUGACCCUGAAGUAUCAGAUGGCCAGCCUUCGGCAAAACGGCAGUGCAACAGCAGCAGUGUUAGAAGAGUGGAGUUAUGCAGUGAACCAAUAGCGACCGAGCAACGGCGUCGAAAUCGACCACGGAUGUGGCAGCCGCCAUGUGAGGAAACUCGGCGAUGGCGACCGAGUGGCCGCGUUUGUAGCGGAUCUCGUUCUCCUUUCUGGCUUUUUCCGGUCUAUGUGUUAGUGUUUAUCGUAGUAUUUAUUGAUCUAUUUAAUUCGAGUGCAUCGUCAUCGAUUUACUCGAGCCGAAGCCGAUCCAGUGGACUGCCAACAGACGCAGUAGCAGCGGAUGCAGAAAUUUAUGGAAUAGAUGACAAUCGACUUCAUCCAUCCAAAGAAUUCUCCCGAUACAGUAGAAUCCGACCGCGGUUGCAGCAUGGCCGCCAUAAACGUUCUCUAACAAGCACUCUUGAAGAUAACGGUCUUCACGCGUCGCACCUAACACUAAACUAUAGACUAAGCCAUGAAGCAGAAGAUGUGAUAUUAGAUUUACAACUGAAUGAACAUCUCAUCCCGCGGGGGCAUUUUCUUUCUUAUCAACUACCUAGCGGGCUGGGGAAGGUGGUCGAACGGUACAACGGUACCUUUGCCGAUAAAGGCCAUCAUCCGGUCGAACUCUGCCACUACAGGGGGAAAAUUCGAGGCGUGCCGGAGUCUAGGGUUGCUCUGUCCACAUGCAGUGGAAUACGCGGGGUCGUGUUUGAUGGUAUUGAGACGUACUACAUAGAAAGCGACGUCAGCAGGGGAAAUCGAUUGGACAAUCUGACUCGUGCCAGCCACUACCUUUAUCGUCAUUCCGACUUGCUAACAACAGGGAAAUGCGGUUACGAAGGUGGUUCAAAUUCAACGCACGACCCGGAUCUACAUCAUGAGUCCGAGUUCCAGCGAUUAUCUAGGCGUAAGCGCGCAUCUUCCAAGCCAUCUUCGCUGAUUCGAGGCCCGUACAAUGCGAACAAGCAUUCUAGCUAUGUGGAACUGGUAGUCGUUAUCGAUAACAAAAUGUUCAAGAGUAUGAAGGAAAACUUCAAGGUUGUGCAGCAGUAUUGCAAGGACAUCACCAACAUCAUCAACGCCCUGUAUGAACCGUUAAACAUCUUUAUCGGACUUGUGGGUGUGGUAAUUUGGAACGAAAUGAACGAAAUAGAGCUUUCUAGUGAUGGAGAGAUAACGUUGAAAAACUUUUUACAUUACCGUAAAAAGGUACUGAUUAAGGAUCAUCCGAACGACAACGCGCAACUUUUCACGAAGGAGCACUUCGAGGGCGGUGUUGUUGGGAAGGCUUUAAAGGGACCAAUCUGUACGUACGAGUUCAGUGGUGGCGUGGAGAUGUAUCAUAGUGAGAUUAUUGGGGUUCAAGCGACAACGGUGGCGCACGAGAUGGGGCACAAUUUUGGCAUGGAACAUGACACACCGGACUGUAAAUGCCCGGAAGAGCGGUGUAUUAUGUCCGCCUCUAGUUCAUCUCUUGCGCCUCGUCACUGGAGCAGCUGUAGUAUCGAUCAGCUAAAUUUGGCAUUCCAUCACGGAAUGAAUUAUUGUUUGAAAAACAAACCUACGCAGCUGUUCGAUUCGCCCGUUUGCGGGAAUGGAUUCGUUGAGCCAGGGGAGCAGUGCGAUUGUGGAUUGCCGGAUUUCUGCGACAAUUCAUGUUGUAAUCCUCGAACGUGUAUGUUACAUUCGAAUGCAUCUUGUGCGACAGGAGAGUGUUGCGAUUUAAAGACUUGCAAACCAAAAAUCGGUGGUACGGUUUGCCGAGAAGCGGAAGGAGAGUGUGAUUUACCAGAGUAUUGUUCUGGAGAGUCGGAGUAUUGCCCAACUGAUGUGUUCAAACGAGACACGGAAAAUUGUGAUGAUGGUAAAGCGUUUUGCUAUAAGGGUUCGUGUAGGUCACAAAAUGAUCAGUGUCGUUUGUUGUGGGGGCCUACCGGAAAAUCUUCUGAGCAAUGCUAUAAAAAAAAUGAAGAAGGAACUCGACAUGGAAACUGUGGCUACAAUCGGGUAAAAAACGAAUACGUGAAGUGCGAUGAAGGAGAUGUGUACUGUGGAAUGUUGCAUUGCCGACAUCUUAAUGAGCGUUUAGAGUUUGGAAUGGAGUCUGUCGCAAUUUUGUCGCAUAGUUUUAUGACAUACAAUGGCAGUGUCAUACCGUGUCGAUCGGCCAUUGUAGAUCUUGGUUUGCAAAAGGUUGAUCCCGGAUUGGCACCGGACGGCGCCCGAUGUGGGGAAGGAAAGAUGUGUCUGAAUCAAGUUUGCAUGCCUGUUGAGAGCUUGCGUGCGCAAGAAAGUGGGGUAGAGUGUGCAGAGAACUGCAACGGGAAUGGAAUAUGUAACAGUGAGGGACAUUGUCACUGUAAUAAAGGCUUUGCUCCUCCAUUAUGCAACAGUCCUGGGAACGGAGGUUCAGAAGACAGCGGGCCGGCAUCGGAUCCUAAUGCUGGCAGCGGUUUUACCCGAUUCCUGUACAUCUUCUUCCUCGGAGUUGUUCCUACAUGCGCCAUUUUCGCAUUUCUGCUGUACUACUUGCGACAGGACCACAGCCUUAAAAAACGAAAACCAGCAGCGAGCGUAUCAACAAACAACAUGAAAACCGAUUCAUCUCGCAGCACGAAUUCGACUCACACAAUGGUACCCUCUUCGCCAAACUCACCGGAUGAUAUGAACUCUGCUCUACUACGACCCUCAAAUGAUGUAGAUUUCAUAACUAAUAUCAACAUGUUUGGUAAAUUCAAAGGCUUCACCUUGACACCUUUGUCUGAAUCAGGAGCGAAUCUCAAAUCGCCCAAUGUAGCAUUUGUCCACCCAGUACCCAAAUAUGUUGAAGAUCCCAGUAGUACCGUUCCUAGUCGCCCAGCUCCCCCUGCACCGAAAAUUAAGCCUGCUGCGCCUACCACCAGUCAGUCAGUUCAAAUUGGUAACAGUACGUACAAUAAACCGGCAGGUAUUCAUCAGAUGAAUGGCUUCAAACUAGCCAACCAUGAACAUCAUUUGGAGAAUGCUCCUGCACUGCCGCCGCUGAAUCCCGGGUCAACGGCAAGGCCAAUUAUAUCCAGCCCAAUUUUGGAGUCCUCCACAUGCACCUCGAGAGAACUGGUGUCACCUCUGAAACAACAAAAUUCAGGAAAAGCAAAACUUCCAAUUCGUCCGGCCCCAGUUCUACCACCUGUACAGGUCCUCUCAAAUCCAUCUGGAUCACAAGAGAACAUAGCUCCUGAAAUUUUAAUUAACCCUACCAGCAAGGAUAAAAAAUCCAAAGAAGGCAAGCUAAACAGAAUUACAUCUUAUUUGAAAAAAGACGAAAAAUCCCAGAAACCUGAACCGAAAAACAUAAAAAUUGCCGAUAAAGAGAAGCUGAAAAAUCUGGAAAUUUCCGCCCCUAUACCUAUCGAUGGUGAUUUGGCCAAAAGCAUGCCGAAACUAAACGAUACAGAACCACCCACAGGAUUUGCCCCCGCAAUCAUUGUUCAGCGGGCCAAAAGUAUGCGAACACCCGAAGUGACCGGCAAACGUUCACCUGGAGACGGCCAGGCUGCCUCAGAAUCUCCACGGAAACACACUACCCUAAAGCGACCGCAGAGUAUGGUGGGCUCUAGGCCUUCCAUGCCACCCCCACGGCCUCCCGUUCCUCCAGCACCAGCUAUCACCGGUAUGAAGAUUUCGGGAGUUCCUGGCUAUCAAAAUCCACCAGCUCCGAAAACUGUCACUAUAGUAACAUCUCGAAACAAUUAUGAUGACUGCCACGAUGUUGAAGAUUUGGAAAAUACUGUUGCUACAAGGUCAUCAGGACCUCAUGGCCACGACAACAUUUAUUCGGUAAUUGAUGAGUCUCCUUCGCCUCCAAGUAUAUUAUCGCCACCAACAACGGUUUCUUCUGGUAGUUCCGAAAGCAUGGGACUUUUAGGAGAAAUUGUGAACGAAAUUGAAAGCCGUGGAAGCGAUUCAGUGUAUAUAGCUUCAACUCUGAAACGAGGAGCCAGCACAAGAAAAGGGCAAGCUCCACGAGCUGAAGAGGAAGAGGAUGAUGAUGAACCAACCUACGUUAAUACAUCCGAGAUUCAAGAUGAUGAUGAUGAAGCUCGGACAGUUGAAGCUUUAGACGAGGAAUCAGAGGAACCAUACCCUUCAAACCUAAAAUCUACCGCCAGUACUACUUCUAGUGGGUAUCUAAGGCCGUCCGCAAUCAACGCUCCGAUCGCGCGUGUUGCUCCAACGAAGCAAAAUGUAUCAAAUAAUUUAAGUAGUUUUAAGAACAGUGGCAACGUAUUGAGUAGCUUACAAUUCCAAGGACCAAUAGAGUCCAACAAGCCUGCAACCAUCCCGAAAAAAACAGCUUCCAUACCGUAUAAACCGUACCACAGUACAUUAGGCAACACAAGACCAGGGUCUGUGGUAGCCGUCACCAAAUCAAAAAUCAGUCAGGAAAAAAUAGCUAAUGGCAGUGUAGAUCCCAAGCCAAAGCCUGUUCAGAAUCCAACGCCUGUAAGCAUCAACACCACGGGAAGCGGGACAACACCAACAAAACCUCUAAGUAACAACACCGUCCGAACGAGGAGUCCAUCACCGAAAGGACACAUUCAAAAUGGCGGCCUCAGUACCGCUAAAACUGCAACGCCGCAGAAACCUAAAACUCUGGCAAAGCCAGAAAGUGUAGUCAAACCGAAAAACGCAAAUAGCAAGAUUUUAACGGCAGUCGCUCGAUCAGCUCCUGGCAAAGUGUCCAAUGUGGCUUCACUGCAACAGAAAUUCGAAGCAAAAAAGUAAAAAAGUACUGCUCCACUAACAGGGUUAAAUUCCGUACUACUCCGUUGAUUGUUCAUAUUAUGUUAAUAUGACAAUUGAAGCAACUGUUUAUGCUCUAUUGUAAACACUCCGGAUAAUUGUUAGAAUUCAAUUUUAGAAAUCAGCUUUCCGUUACGCGUUAAACUUAACAAAACCAAUCAAAACAGUAAUUCGAACCGAAACCGAAAUUGAUAAUACCUACGUUGAAGUUUGAAGUUGGGAUUUGAAGUCACGUUAGAUUUUUGCAAGCCGUUGAUCUUCCUAUUUCGAUCGCUUUUUUAUAGUGCUUUUAUUCGCCAGAACAAAUCUGCCCACUCAUCGUGUAAAUAAGAGCCAAAGAAAGUUUUUUUCGUAAACUAUUGCCUGGAAUAUGGAGCCAGCACGAAUGGCACAUUGUAGCAGAAAUCGAAUGGAUUUUUAUGCAUAUAUGACGAAAAACGAAAAAUAAUAGUUGCAAGAAACAGUCUGCAUAAUCAGUUAGUCCGAAUUUAUAGCCUACUAUGUAUCUUGUAGCUUAUAAAACAUGUCGCAAAUUAAUUAUUAAAAAUAUUACUUGAGGAGUAAAACUAUUGCAUCGUCUAUAGUUAUGUAGAUAUAUGAUGGUAGGUAUUAUUAGAACGAAGCAUCGGCCAUCUGUGUAAGGAAUCGAUGGUGUUGCAUAGCGAAGCUUUUUUUAUUGGAGCAUCGAAUCAUUUGGGAAUACUGGAAAGUCAAAUAAAAGUUUUUUUAGACA